UGCAUAUACUUUUUUAAGUCAUUAUUUCUUGAAUUAAGAACAUUCAUAUUGGGUGGUUGCAACAAAAUUAAAAAGCAUGCUACUCUUAAGUUCUAUUGUAUGCAGUUAAUGCACCACAAAUUGUGCUUAGAAAAUUAUGUACCCGAAAGUUUGAAAAUAUUGAGUAAGUACCGUUAUUCAUGUUUUUCUACAGGUCUCGCGGGUACUGUGCACGGUGGUUCUUCAAGUUUAACAAUAACUUGUGCUCCGAGCCUCAGACAAUCGAAGGAGAGUGGCACGAAAACAGUAAUCAGUAUGCUGAAGUGGACAAAAGAAUCCCGACAUCAGUAAGCGGAAUGUGCAAGGGCCUGAGCGCGGGAAACGUGUUGGUCUCCUUCAACAUCGGCACGUGUAACGCUGGCACCGGGCGACACAGCACCUAUACCGGCUGGAUGACCAGGAUGACCAUCAUGGUGGAAGAAGUUCACGCGGAAGCUUAAACA
Molecule: messenger RNA, 482 nt
Organism: Lingula anatina
Lineage: Eukaryota; Metazoa; Brachiopoda; Lingulata; Lingulida; Lingulidae
Source: RefSeq, a predicted model, not a curated record